Ichthyophthirius multifiliis is the source of this 192-nucleotide messenger RNA. RefSeq lists its product as hypothetical. NCBI's taxonomy places the organism in Eukaryota, Ciliophora, Oligohymenophorea, Hymenostomatida. The record is from RefSeq and is a predicted model, not a curated record. The transcript is spliced from 3 exons.
AUGACUUAUUUAGAUAAAUUAGAUAUUGAUAUAUCUAUUACUGUUACUUAAUGGCUUUUGACAAUGUUUACAUAGGCUGAUAAUAUAUAAAAUAAAACUCCUUAUUCGUUUGAAAAGUAUAUUAAUUAAAUUGGGUUUUAUAGUUGUGCAAGCAAAUAAAAUUAUAGAAAAAAAUAUGAAAAGUUAAAAUGA